Molecule: messenger RNA, 1632 nt
Organism: Bipolaris oryzae ATCC 44560
Lineage: Eukaryota; Fungi; Ascomycota; Dothideomycetes; Pleosporales; Pleosporaceae
Exons: 5
Coding region: 1-1632 (543 amino acids)
Biological process (GO): purine nucleotide biosynthetic process; ribonucleoside monophosphate biosynthetic process; 5-phosphoribose 1-diphosphate biosynthetic process
Cellular component (GO): ribose phosphate diphosphokinase complex; cytoplasm
Molecular function (GO): magnesium ion binding; ribose phosphate diphosphokinase activity
Source: RefSeq, a predicted model, not a curated record
AUGAGGGGCGCUAUCGUCUUUGGCGGCACCUCGCAUCCCAGGCUUGUCGAGGGCAUUUGUGACCGCCUGGGCAUGAAGCCUGGCUCCGCAACCCUGGGCAAAUUUAAAAAUGGAGAAACUUCCGUCACCAUUCAUACUUCGAUCCGGAACAAAGAUGUCUUCAUCGUCCAGAGUGGGAGCGAGAAAAUCAACGACUCGGUGAUGGAGCUGCUGAUUAUGAUCUCGGCCUGCAAAGGCGGCUCAGCCAAGUCGGUCACAGCUGUCAUGCCCUACUUUCCCUACUCGCGUCAGUCCAAGAAGAAGCAGCACCGCGGUGCCAUCACUGCGCGCAUGGUCGCAAAUCUUUUGCACAUUGCUGGCGUCAGCCAUGUCAUGACAAUUGACCUGCACGCUUCGCAGAUGCAGGGCUUCUUCAAAUGCCCUGUUGACAACCUCGUCGCCGAACCCCUCAUUGCGCGCUGGAUUCGUGUCAACGUGCCCAAUUGGAGGGAGGCUGUGGUUGUUAGCAAGAACCCGGGUGGCACAAAGCGCGUCACGUCGCUAGCUGACGCGUUGAAACUCAGUUUCGGCAUUGUCACGACUGACAGGCGUAGGGCGGGCACAGCAGUGCACUGGAACGAAAGCGCCAUGUUUGAGCAACUUCGAUUGGAUGGUGCGUACGAGACGCCAGGUUUGGUGCGAACUGCGCUGGAUACAGAUGCCGAUGUCACACCAAUCAGCAACAUCACAAUCGAUCCAAAAGCGGAACCGGGCAAAUCGAGCCUCAGACGCACCCCCACAAACCCACUUGUACGGCGAGUUCAUGCUGGCUCAGAGUCGGCAGGGAGUCAUCCACUUUCCAAGUCGAUGCGUGCAGGCUCUAUCAUCGAACCUGAAGUUCCACUAGAGCCUAUUCGAACUGAUGCAGAGAACCAAGAACAGGAAGCGUCCGAGGGGCAGGAUGUAGAUGAGAGUGGCGCCGAGGAGGAGGAGGAGUACACUGAUGAGCGCGCACGAAAUGUUAUUCAUGGACGUCUAGUCCAAGGCCACAUUGUCGAUGACACUCAUCCUUCGCCAUCCAUGUCCGCGACCUCUCAUAGCACCUGGCGCAAUCGUCCCCCGUCGGAAGGCGAUGACGACAUACCCAAUCACAUGAUGUCCUCGUUCGUUUCGAAUGCCUCGUCUAGUCGUAAUAGAGAGACGGAGCAUUCACACGCUCUAGGCGGAACUUAUGACGCUGCUGCUUCAUCUGAAGACGAAGAAGAAGACCUCAAGAAUCCCGAACUCGAGACCAUGGUGACUCUUGUCGGCAAUGUCAAAGAUCGUCCCGUCUUCAUUGUCGACGACAUGAUGGACAAGUCUGCAUCGUGGAUUGCCGCCGCUGAGACUGUUGUCAAGCGCGGUGGCGCGACCAAGGUGUAUUGCUUUGCCACGCAUGGCAUCUUUGGCGGCGACUGUCUUGAGGAGAUGAGCCACUGUGAUGUCAUUGACAAGAUUGUCAUCACUAACGCGUUCCCGAUUCCCGAACACAAGCUCGCUCAGGCCAGUCAAGACAAGCUAGACAUUAUCAAGGUUGAUAACCUCCUAGCAGAAGCAAUUAGGCGAAACCACCACGGAGAGAGUAUGAGUCAGCUCUUUAUGCACUACGAUUAG